AAGAAAUUUGUAUUUUAUAAAGGCAAGAAUCUCAUUUACUAUCCGGUCCUCUUUAUAAUAGCUUUAGCCCUGGCUAAUAAUGCCUUUAAGAACAAGUUUACUUCUCUCAAGCAGAUUUAUAAUCUAGUUAUUCCGAGUACUACUAAUCGAAUCCGUCUAAAGUAA
Molecule: messenger RNA, 165 nt
Organism: Hyaloscypha bicolor E
Lineage: Eukaryota; Fungi; Ascomycota; Leotiomycetes; Helotiales; Hyaloscyphaceae
Exons: 1
Source: RefSeq, a predicted model, not a curated record